CCCGUCCCAUCCAACAACUCAAAUCCACCCUUCAUGUCCCAACACAUGGGGGUUAAAGCAGCAACCAAAACACCGCAUCUCGUGCAGAGCUCAGCAAAACAUCAUCGUCUUGACCGUGAUUUGAGGCUAGGCGCAAAGUUUGCUGAUACGAGCCGUUUGCCUGUUUUGUAUACACACUCAUGAUGCACCGUAUCAUCGUCAUUCAUCCACCGUAGAGCAUUCGUCGCAUUGGUAGACAAAAAAAAAAAACUUUUGCCAUUCGGAGGGCUUCUCGUAGAAUCUACCCGGUUCGCUGGUGAUAGCAUACGCUCGUCAGUAUUCGACGGGAGUUCAUCGCGACUGUAAGCUCGUCAGCUACGGGGACAAUGUGGCUGAAUUGUGCAGCGGUGCUAGCACCUAUACUGGUGAUGGCGUUAACAAUGGCAGAAGAUCCGACGGCCAGCGUAACGGUGAAUCCACGGAAAGUGAUCAACCACAUUGCGAAGGAGUUUGUGUGCUUUUCGGCGAAGCCGCGAAGUGUGUUUGAAAAUUCGCUGAAUCCGGUUAGUGAAACGACGUUUCAGAUGGCGAAGAAACUGAGCCCGAUGUACAUGAAGGUUUUCGGGGACUCCAGUCAGUUGGAGUUGCAGAUGGACGGAUUCGUGGUGAGGGACGAUGACUCGGAGCUGGUGCAGAUAACGCCGAAUGGGUGGCGCGCGUUCAACAAUUGGGCCCAGGAAGCGGGGUUGGUGCCGGUGUUUGUGUUGGACUACAGCGGAGAGAGCUGGAAGCCGAGGAAUGCGUUGAAGGUGUUGACGGUGGCCAAUAAGCUGGGCAUUACGAAUUGUUUGUGGCAAUUGGGAGUCGGGAAUAUUACGAACGCCGUGAAGUACAUGGAAGAUCUGCGAGCAUUCCGGGCAAUCACCAAAGCGUUCAAGUACCGAGGAAUUGUUGCUUGCGAUGUUGACCCGAUGGUCGUAGGAUUUGAUCAGACUCGCUAUUUCAAUUUGAAUGUCGAUGAACUAGCGGAUGCCGUAUCAGUGAUCUAUGACCCGUCCAUAGGCAGCAGUCGGCUGCAAGAGUUUGUUCUGCAAAGAGAAUCCUACGUUAAAGGCCCCGCGCGAUCUCAUCUUCCAAUAUGGUUGGACGUGCGGUCACCCUUAAUGACCGCUGCAUCUGGGAAGAGUUGCAACGAAACUUGCCUCCAAAAUGGUCUGCAUUACGCAACGCUUCUGGGAGACGCUGCUCGCAACGGUUUCAAUACAGUAUUCAAGGCACUGUCCCGGCAAGAAGUCCAGUCGUAUGGACUGACCUAUCUGAUUGCUCUGUUGCACAAGUCAACGAUAGGGACAAAAGUAUUUGAAGUCCCGCAAAUCACCGAUCAUGACGUACAAAUUUUCGCGUACUGCGGACGGGUCGGCAAUGGAUCUCUUACCCUCAUGGCUAUCAACCACCAUUCGGAAGACUUCGAGUUCGACUUCAAGCUAGCUUCGAAGCAACAUUCUACUGAGGUUUUGCAAUACGUAAUCACUGUAGCCGAUGGAACGAUACUUCUUAAUGAGGAGACGUUUAACUUCGAAGCGCAGCUGGAGCCUUCCGCUAGAGUUCGACCAAUACUGAAAGGCCUACAGUUGACUAUCCCAACGCAAGCGAUUGCCUUUUGGGUCGUCCCCAACCUGAACCUUCGAGAAUGCUUUGAUGACUACCAAGAUCUGCGGUCGAAGGUUUCGCGAAGCGUUACCGUGCUGGAAAGCUCGGUGGAUCAAUUGCUGCAGGAGUUGAUUGCAGAGCGAGCUGGACGACAAGACAUCACGCAAAUGAGCCGCCGUAAGCGGUCGACGGACGCAGUGGAGGAUGAGUUGAAGGAAAGUGAACUGGUGGAGAAUAAGCAGAAGCGUGGACCAAGAGCAAAAGGAAAGCGGGAACCUAGGCAAACACUAAACUAUCGUCGCAAGGAACGAACAGUGCGGCUGAAGGAAAAGCGAGCUGAGCGCAGACAACUCAAGCUACAAAGACGACCACUGCGGGAACGAGGUAAGCGUCAAUCUCGAAAGCGUAGUCGAUGUGCCAAUCCCUCAAAACUCAAAGAUUCGAAGAAGAAGACGAAGCGAUCUUCGCUUGCAGAGGCAGUGAACCACCCUCCAGUGUUCGGCGAAAGCUACGAAGAGCAAGUCAACCGAUCAAGCUUUCCUCAAGGAGACGUGCAUUUAGUGAUUUCCAAAGGUCCAGAAGAGGAAGACCUGCUAUCGAUCGAAGAAGCACCCAUCAGACAAAAUCGGAAGAAGUAUCGCAGGAAAAAGACAUCCAAGGCAAACUCCUCCGAGAAGGAUUUGCGAUUCGUUGUGCCGCAGGUCGCAUUCAUACGAGAACAGGAAAUGCCACGGCCAGAACUGGAAGUAGCCGAGUCAAUUCACAGGCAAAUUUCACUGAAUGAACCGGAGGAAAUAACCAAGAAACCGAAGGUCUACCCCAUCAAUCGGGAACUGGUGGAGGUAAGUGAGAUUCAGGAGGCAAUCAGAACUGGAGUUCCAAUCGUGAAACGAGAUCAUGGGGAAACAGAUGAGAGCAGCUUGCGCGAUGAUACCGAAGGAGGGGACUACGAAGAGCAAAGCAUGGAGGAAGAACAAAACAUGGAUGAAGAACAAAUCCAGGAUGAGGGAGGUGAGGAGCAACCCGAAGAUAGCGCCGAUAACGCAAGUUUACCGGACCAUUCGCUGGGAGCGUCGCCGGAAUUGGGUCGAUCGAUUGGAUUAUCCGACGAAGACAUGAGCGAAGAUUCGUCCGAAGCAUACGAUGAGAUGCUUGAACGGCGGAAACGUUCCUUGCCUUCGUCUGAAACCGACUUCCAGUUGGAGGAACCGUCCUUGGUGAACAGCACAAAGUUGCAGCAAAAGUUCGUGGAAAUGUUCGACCAGUUGCUGGGAUCGUUCCAAAUCAAAUCGCAGGAAAACUCAGCCCGCGAGAACCUGGAUGAUGAUGAUGCUGAUCAGGAACUGCAGCGAUCGAAGCGUAAUGCUCUGCUGCAUCCACGGUCAUGGGAAUCCCGAGAACGAACGAAUUUGUUGCACCAGAAGCGAACUUCCACGGAGUCGCGGGAGAAUAGGAUCUCAGCCGAGCAAUUGGAGGAAGUUCAAAAAAUUCGAGCUGAGUUGUCGAAAAGUAGGAUAGACGAACAAAGCAGUACAACAGAGAGUAACGUUCGGAACACAACGGCUUCCAGCAAGGAUUCGGACCGACCUGCAGUACUGAUGAUGCGAACUGUUACUCAGUUGGUGAAAAGCGUAUCUACCGAGUUGAGCCGGGUUCUUUCCAAGUGGCUGCCAAAGUCCAAGAAAUAGAGGGAUGUCUAAUGUUAGGAGUGAUUAGGAUUAAGUAUUUAAUUUGUGUGGUCAAUAAAUCGUUUAUUUAAAUCAUCAA
Aedes aegypti (yellow fever mosquito) is the source of this 3396-nucleotide messenger RNA. RefSeq lists its product as uncharacterized. The record is from RefSeq and is a predicted model, not a curated record. Gene Ontology annotation, cellular component: extracellular matrix. NCBI's taxonomy places the organism in Eukaryota, Metazoa, Arthropoda, Insecta, Diptera, Culicidae. Bases 366 to 3317 code for a protein of 983 amino acids. The transcript has 3 exons.